This is a messenger RNA of Hemiscyllium ocellatum (epaulette shark), 696 nucleotides long. It is a transcript of the gene fgf19, whose product is annotated as fibroblast growth factor 19. Gene Ontology annotation, biological process: positive regulation of gene expression; positive regulation of cell population proliferation; animal organ morphogenesis. The transcript is spliced from 3 exons. The record is from RefSeq and is a predicted model, not a curated record. NCBI's taxonomy places the organism in Eukaryota, Metazoa, Chordata, Chondrichthyes, Orectolobiformes, Hemiscylliidae. Gene Ontology annotation, cellular component: cytoplasm. Bases 1 to 696 code for a protein of 231 amino acids. Gene Ontology annotation, molecular function: growth factor activity; fibroblast growth factor receptor binding.
AUGCUUGCUGCCUGGGAUUUCCCGGAGCUAGCCCAGGGCCGGCUAGCCCGCUGUAGGAUGGGGCGAGCGGUCUGCUGGCUGCUGCUCCUGACCCAGCUGAUGCUGGCCUGGGGUCCGCAGGCACAGCCGCUCGCUUCCCCGGACUCGGGCCCGCACCUGGACUCGGGCUGGGAACAGACGAUCCGCUUCCUGUACCUGUACACCGAGCAGAGCAAGAGUAACGCCGGCAGCUGGCACCUGGUGAUGAACCCGGACGGUACCGUGGGCAGCAGCGGGGAGCGCAGUGCGUACAGUCUCCUGGAGAUGAGGGCGGUGGCGCCGGGGGUGGUGGCUAUCAAAGGCUACCUGAGCGGGCGCUACCUGUGCAUGGAGACGGAGGGCAGGUUGCUCGGCUCGCUGACCUAUAAUGAAGCUGACUGUUCAUUUAGGGAGCGCCUGGUGUCUGGCUCCUACAACAUGUACUGGUCGGAAAAGUACGGAGCUGCUGUGUCCCUGAGCAACAGAAGGCAACGAGGAUACACAAGAGGCAGGCCAUUCCCCCCUCUCUCUCAUUUCCUGCCCAUCCGGAACACACAACCUCUCCCCCCGGUCCCUGCUGAUCAGUCCAGGGACACCCCUGAACUUGACUCGCUGCCGUCUUCAGUGAUUCAGAUCAACAGCAUGGACCCUUUGGACUUCACUUACGAAGCCACAUGA